Molecule: messenger RNA, 840 nt
Organism: Hydra vulgaris (swiftwater hydra)
Lineage: Eukaryota; Metazoa; Cnidaria; Hydrozoa; Anthoathecata; Hydridae
Source: RefSeq, a predicted model, not a curated record
AUGAGUUAUUGUAUGAACCACGACGGCAAAGAGUAUAAAUUAAAAACAACAGUAAGUGAAAGAGAUUUAGGAGUGAUUAUUUCAUCCGACCUUAAAUGGCAUGAUCAAGUGACUUCAGCGACAGCAAAAGCACAAAGAACUUUGGGUCUAAUUAAACGUACGUUUACAUACUUCGAUGUGGAAAUGGUGAAAUCACUAUAUACAACAUUUGUGAGACCGCUUCUUGAGUUCGCUAUACCUGCAUGGCAGCCUUAUUUACAACGGGAUAUUGAUGAGUUAGAGAAAGUGCAAAGAAGAGCAACGAAGUUAGUUCCACAACUUAAAAAGAUUUCAUAUGAAAAAAGACUGAAAGCAAUGGGUUUAACAACAUUAGAGAAAAGACGAGCUAGAGGAGAUCUUAUACAACAAUACAGAUUCAAGCAAAAUAUAGACCAAAUAAAUUGGUACAAAAAUCCAAAACCGGCAUCAUCCGUGACUAGUUCAGGCCCGGCUUUUUCUGAGGAGUUUUUUCCAGAUCUUGUUAAAAGAAUUAAAUCUAAAGAAGGUCCAGUAAAGAAGGCUUUGGACCCAGAUAAAGCAAAUGAAAUUAGAAAAAACAUGUCUAUGCAUGAACCUGUUAAAAUGAAAGUUGAAGAUGCUCUCAGCCUAAAAAUUCAAUGUGAUCUGUCCGAUGAACAAUAUCAGAUAAUCAGAAAUAGCUCCCUAUUACAAAAUGCAAACAUCUAUCCGUCUCUUCAUAAAAUUUUAACUGAAAAAAAGAAAUGCUAUCCUGAUAAUAUGAUUUUUUCAGAAACAUCUGCAGUUUGCUCCCUUCAAUCUCUUUUUAAUCACACUGUGUAG